UCAUAACUAAAGAACAGCUAGACCAAUUUUUAUCAUUUUUGUGUUUUUGGAUUUGUUUUCGUCGGGAAUAGGAUAAAUAUAGUGGCCUGUUAUAAUAAAACGCAACUGACAGCUUCACAUUGAUUCUGACAACUCAGAUUCAUUGUUCAUCUGUUAUAACAAAACGCAACUGACAGGUCACGAAAUGCCUAUGUCGUUUGUUUUAAAUUAUCACAAAAUUGACCGGUAAUGUGUUUGUUUUGUGCAAGAAUUAUUAUAAUAUAAAUCUUAUUGUGACGAUAUUAUUAUUAACAAUGAUCUUUCCCGACCAAUAAAUAAAGAAGAAGAAGAUGUUAGAUUAUAAACUUAACCUCAUUCCUUCAAAGUAGAAAAUAUACUAUUAUUGUUAAAGUAAAGUACCAUAGAGAGUUAAAUAAAUACUGAGUAUUAGUUUAUAUAAACAGUUAUGAAUGAGGAUCAAAGGGACAUGCCAGCAAAAAAACCUAAACUAGAAGAUUCGCCUUCAGAGGCUACAGCAAAAUCAGAAAUGAAGAACAUUUCCCCCAACAGUAAUAGAACUCCAAGAUUAUGUCCUUAUUUAGACACAAUAAAUAGACAAUAUCUUGACUUUGAUUUCGAAAAGUUGUGUUCUGUAUCUUUAACAAGAAUCAAUGUGUAUGCUUGUUUGGUUUGCGGAAAAUACUUUCAGGGAAGAGGAACCAACACUCAUGCCUACACACACUCAGUGGCUGAGGGACAUCAUGUAUUUCUCAAUUUACAGACCCUCAGGUUUUAUUGCUUGCCAGAUAAUUAUGAAAUAAUAGAUUCGUCACUGGAUGACAUUAAAUACGUUUUGAACCCAACUUUCUCCGAGGAACAUAUCAAAAAUUUAGAUGAGAGUACAAAACUGUCGAGAGCUAUUGACGGUUCACUUUAUACACCAGGUAUAGUGGGAUUGAACAAUAUAAAAGCUAACGACUAUUGCAAUGUUGUGUUGCAGGGGCUCUCUCAUGUCACACCUUUGAGAAAUUAUUUUCUCAUGGAAGAAAACUACAGCAAAGUGAAAAGACCUCCUGGCGAUUCGGCUUAUUUACUCGUUCAAAGAUUUGGGGAACUAAUGAGAAAGUUAUGGAAUCCAAGGAAUUUCAAAGCACAUGUUUCUCCACACGAAAUGUUACAGGCUGUUGUUUUGUGGAGUAAAAAGCAAUUUCAAUUCACACAACAAGGGGACCCCAUAGAUUUUCUGUCAUGGUUCCUGAAUGCUCUGCAUAGGGCUCUGAAUGGAACAAAGAAAAAAGGGAGUUCGAUAAUAUAUAAAUCAUUUUUGGGUAACAUGAGAAUUUACACAAGGAAAAUCCCUUCCACCGAUCUAAGUGAUAAGGAAAAAAAAACAUUGUUAGCCACACCUGAAUACCAAGAAGUUAUAACGGAGUCUCCAUUUCUCUAUUUGACAUGUGAUCUACCUCCACCACCCCUCUUCAUUGACGAGUUCAGGGAGAACAUUAUACCACAGGUGAAUCUGUAUCAAUUAUUGACAAAAUUCAAUGGUCAAACUGAAAAAGAAUAUAAAACAUACAAAGAAAAUUUCAUGAAGAGAUUCGAAAUAACCCAACUGCCUCCCUACCUGAUAUUGUACAUUAAAAGAUUUACCAAAAACACGUUCUAUGUGGAGAAAAACAUAACUAUUGUCAAUUUUCCUGUCAAAAACGUGGAUUUUGCCGAAUUUCUAACCCCCGAAGUAAAAGAUAAGCACAAAAACACAAUUUACGAUCUGGUCGCAAAUAUUGUACACGACGGGGAACCAAACAAGGGAACGUACAGAGUACACAUCUUACAAAAAUCAACUGGGCAAUGGCACGAAAUGCAAGAUUUACAUGUAACCGAUAUUUUACCACAAAUGAUAACUCUGACAGAAGCCUAUAUACAAAUAUAUGAACUUAGAUCAUAGAGCAGUACCUUUUAUAAACGUUUUCUCAUUUUCAAA
Molecule: messenger RNA, 1963 nt
Organism: Leptinotarsa decemlineata (Colorado potato beetle)
Lineage: Eukaryota; Metazoa; Arthropoda; Insecta; Coleoptera; Chrysomelidae
Gene: Usp39
Product: Ubiquitin specific protease 39
Biological process (GO): mRNA processing; spliceosomal complex assembly; protein deubiquitination
Molecular function (GO): zinc ion binding; cysteine-type deubiquitinase activity
Source: RefSeq, a predicted model, not a curated record